Molecule: messenger RNA, 1303 nt
Organism: Cannabis sativa
Lineage: Eukaryota; Viridiplantae; Streptophyta; Magnoliopsida; Rosales; Cannabaceae
Product: transcription factor PRE3
Exons: 2
Coding region: 751-1026 (91 amino acids)
Biological process (GO): regulation of growth; regulation of DNA-templated transcription
Molecular function (GO): protein dimerization activity
Source: RefSeq, a predicted model, not a curated record
GUGUGAGCAGUACUACUACUGGAGAUUGUCUGUAGUAGUACUACUAGUGACUUCUAUAUUUUCUUCAAUUUUCUAAACAAUGAAAUAGCUAUUUAUUAUUAGUUUCCCAAGUUGAAUAAAUAAUUGACUAACUUUGAUAUAUGUAAGAAAGAAAGAAAAACCAUUAAAAUAAUAUUUGUAUGGUAUUUUCAAUUGUGUAUAGUCUGACAGACUCGUACAAAGCUCUCCCUCUCUCUCUCUCUCAAGUCUCAACAAAGAUGAAACCCUUAUUUAAAUGAAUGGUUACCCACCUCUUUCUCCCAUGCACUUGUCUUCUCUUACAAUCUUCAACACUCCCCACUGUGCAUCUAAUCUCUCUCUCUCUCUCUCUCUCUCUCUCUCUCUCUCUCUCUCUCUCUCUCUCAUCUUUUUAUAAACUCUAGAGUGAAGGAAGCUACAGAUUAUUAUAUAUACCAUUCUGAAUAUAUAUUGCUUGUCAUCUCUCACUUAACUCUGACUACAUUACAAUUUGUGCCUUCUUCUGCUCAUCUUUCCAUUUUGUCUCUCUUUUUUGAGUUUCUUUCUGUAGUUUUCCCUCUCAGCUAAGCUAUAGCUAUAGAAUAAUAAUUAGCACGAUUCCCCCAAACCUAUACAUAUAUAUAUAGCUGAUUAUUCAUCUCUCUCUCUCUCUCUUCCCCUUUUUGGAUUUGUAAAACAUUAUAAUAAAUACUACUUUGAAUAUAAGAAGAGAAAGAAAUUAAUAUACCCAAAAUGUCUAGCAGAAGAUCAAGGUCAAGACAAUCAGGUGGGGCAAGGAUUACUGAUGAUCAGAUCAAUGAUCUUGUUUCCAAGUUGAACCAGCUUCUUCCUGAGAUUCGCGAUAGGCGUUCAGACAAGGUUUCAGCAGCUAAUGUAUUACAGGAGACAUGCAACUACAUAAGAAGCUUGCACAGAGAGGUUGAUGAUCUAAGUGAGAGACUUUCUGAGCUAUUAGCAACAACAGACACUGCUCAAGCUGCAAUUAUUAGGAGUUUACUCUCCCAAUAGAUCAUCAUCAUCAUCAUCAUCAUCAUCAUUUAAGAGCUAGAGAUAUAUCAAUUUAUCAUGUACCUAGCUAAAAUAUAUUAAUUAUUAGAAAUAUUGCACUACUACCUACAAAAUUAAUAAUGUAAUAGACCAUCUACUUAUUUCUUCUUUCAAUUAAAAAAAAAAAAACAUGUACUUCUUCUCCUCUCUCUCACCAUGUUCUUCAUCGACAGUAGUAGUACUUAAAUAUGGUCACUAUAUAGACGAAACUGUAGUUGCUGGGUAUCUCUUUUCUCUC